UCAAAAUAGUUCCGUCUCUUUCCCAUCCAAAUUUGCCCCCGUCUCUCCAUCCCCUCCAACCCAAAACAGCGCCACCGACCGCCGCCUCCCGUCAUCCCCUCCGCAUCCAAGUCCUUAAUGCCACCGUGCCUUCGUCUACUACAAGAAAAUCCAGUUGUGCCUACCCAGUCUGCCGAACCUCCAUCACUAAAACCUCCCAUCCCCAUAUGAAAAUCCCCCUGUAAAUUACGCCAUGCUCCACUCCCUCAAACUCCACAGACCCACCCACCUCCUCCUCCCCCACAAAACCCUCACACUUCUCCUCCUCCACUUUUCCUCCUCAGAACCACAAACCCAAAUCGAAAAAAUCGUCAAAAUCAUCAACGACCACCCAUUCCCAAACCACCCACUCCACCCCACCCUCUCCCACCACAUCCCCACGCCUCUCCUCUCCCCUCCGCUCGUCGAAAACGUGCUCGGCCGCCUCUUCGCCUCCCACUCCAACGGCCUCAAAGCCUACGAAUUCUACAAGUUCUCUGUCCAAAGCUCCAACUUCAACCCAACCCCCGACGCCUUCGAGAAAACCCUCCACAUCCUGUCCCGGAUGCGCUACUUCGACAAGGCCUGGGAGUUGAUGGAGGAGAUCAGUCGCUCGCACCCGCACUUGUUGACCUUAAAGUCGAUGAGCAUUUUGCUAUCGAGAAUCGCCAGGUUCCAAACGUACGAGGAAACACUAGAAGCUUUUGAGAGGAUGGAGAAAAGUGUGUUUGUUGAUAAGGAAUUUGGCGUGGACGAGCUUAAUGUGUUACUUAGGGCUUUUUGCACGCAGAGGCAAAUGAAGGAGGCAAGAUCCGUGUUCAAUAAGAUGGUUAAUCGGUUUUCGCCCAAUGCGAAGACAAUGAAUAUCUUGCUGUUAGGGUUUAAGCAAACAGGCGAUAUUACUUCCGUUGAGCUGUUCUACCAUGAGAUGAUUCGACGAGGGUUUAAGCCUGAUAGUGUGACUUACAGUAUUCGAAUCAAUGCUUAUUGCAAGAAAGGACGUGUUGGUGAUGGUUUGAGACUUGUUAAAGAAAUGGAAUUGGUGAACUUGUUGCCUACUAUUGAAACGAUGUCUAGUUUGAUUCAUGGAGCAGGGGUUGCUCGGAAUUUAGCCAAGGCGCGAGAGCUGUUUGAUGAAAUACCCGUGAGAAACUUGGUGGCGGACACUGGGGCUUAUAAUGCUUUACUGAGUUGUUUUGUCAAGUCGAGAGACGCAAAGUCUGCAGCGGAGUUAAUGGAUGAGAUGGAAGAGAAAGGCGUUGGAUAUGACAAUGUCACGUACCAUACUAUGUUUCUCAUAUUAAUGAGGGCAAAAGAUAUGGACUCUGUAAUUGAGCUAUAUGAGAAGAUGGCGAAGAGAAAUUUCGUUCCCAAGGUGCGAACGGUGGUGCUGGUGAUGAAAUUCUUCUGUAAGAGCCGUCGAUCUGAUUUGGGUUUGGAGUUGUGGGGUUAUCUGUUGGAGAGAGGUCAUUGUCCCCACGGUCAUGCAUUGGAUCUGUUGGCGACCGGAUUGUGCGCACAUGAAAAGGUGGGAGAAGCCUUUGAAUGUGCAAAACAAAUGGUGGAGAGAGGGAGGCAUAUGAGUGAGGCGGUGUUUCGGAUGUUGGAGAGGUUUUUGGUGCAGGGUGGAGAGAUGGAGAAGUUGAGGGAGCUCAACGAGUUGAUCAAGCGAUUGCAAAAGGUUUUGCCACCAUCAAGAGGGCAUGCCACUGGUAUUCUCUCAACCCACCAGUAGGAACUCAUGUAGUUUGGCCUCAAUUUUGUGAUGGUACGAGGUUAUCUUCGCAAUCGUUGUAACCUGUUAUUUUUCAUAGAGCACAUGCUUCUUGAACUAUAUUGCAUUUGGAAGGGUUUCAAUUGAAGCAUAUAUCAUGUUCAUUAAUUUCUUGA
This is a messenger RNA of Rhododendron vialii, 1908 nucleotides long. RefSeq names its product pentatricopeptide repeat-containing protein At3g61360. Gene Ontology annotation, molecular function: protein binding. Lineage: Eukaryota; Viridiplantae; Streptophyta; Magnoliopsida; Ericales; Ericaceae. The record is from RefSeq and is a predicted model, not a curated record. The transcript has a single exon. The coding region runs from base 233 to 1753 and encodes 506 amino acids.